Messenger RNA from Pelodiscus sinensis (Chinese soft-shelled turtle), 1931 nucleotides. NCBI's taxonomy places the organism in Eukaryota, Metazoa, Chordata, Testudines, Trionychidae. The record is from RefSeq and is a predicted model, not a curated record.
CAGCUGGGAAGAGAGCCCACGAAUUCCUGGCUCUUGGCCCUCUUCCCCGAGCGCUCCCAGUUCUUCCGCCUGCAGGAACUGUGCUGUUCUUUCCAGACUCCGCGAUGGGGAAACACAACAGUAAGCUGGCCCCGGAAAUGCUGGACGACCUGGUGCGGAGCACAGAGUUCAGCGAGCAAGAGCUGAAGCAGUGGUACAAGGGCUUCCUGAAGGACUGUCCCACUGGCAUCCUCAACCUGGAUGAAUUCCAGCAGCUCUACAUCAAGUUUUUCCCGUACGGAGAUGCUUCCAAAUUUGCCCAGCAUGCCUUCCGCACGUUUGACAAGAACGGCGACGGGACGAUUGACUUCCGGGAGUUCAUCUGCGCCCUGUCCGUCACCUCCAGGGGCAGCUUUGAGCAGAAGCUGAACUGGGCCUUCGAGAUGUACGACCUCGAUGGGGACGGGAAGAUAACCCGCCUGGAGAUGCUAGAAAUAAUCGAGGCCAUUUACAAGAUGGUGGGCACGGUCAUCAUGAUGCGGAUGAACCAGGACGGGCUGACGCCCCAGCAGCGGGUUGACAAGAUCUUCACCAAGAUGGACAAGGACAAGGACGACCAGAUCACCCUGGAGGAGUUCAAGGAGGCUGCCAAGAGCGACCCCUCGAUCGUCCUCCUCCUGCAGUGCGACAUGCAGAAAUAGCUCCCCCCAGGCGCCAGCUGGACUGCCCGAGGCAGCCCGCCUCCGUGGGCGGGUGCCCCUCCCCCCACCCUUGCACCCUCCCAGCGCUGUACACGCCGCUCCUGGGCCCGAGUUUGCUCUGCUUGCAGCCCUCCCCUUUUGAAGGCCCCCCUCCCGAUGGGACGGCCUGAGCCACAUGGCAUGUCCAAACCUCCACCCCACAGCAAUCCCUGGAGGGCGUUUGGCCCUAUCGAGCCAUAUGGGGUCCCUCUCUGACUCAUCCACCUUCUCUUCCCCACCCCCCAACCAGCUUAAGCCUCCUUGGUACCCAAAUGCCCCCUCGAUCUGAAGUGGAUUGUCCAAGGCAGUGUUCACCCCAUAACCAUCAUCAAGCCUUCUGGCUCCCCCACAGCAUCCCCCUCUCUUAGCCCCCUGGGCUGUCCUGUCGGGCUGUUUUGAAAGCAGCAAAUGCCACCAGGCUCCCUCCCCCACCCAAUGUCAUUCCUGGGGAUGCCCCACGCUGCCCGACUAGACCCUUUCUGCCCUCCUGCCCCCUGAGAACAUCCUCCUUGGAGCCCCAAAGGGAACCUGCCUACAAGGUGACGCCCCCAUAGCCCCCACCUCUGCAGCAGCCCAUUCCGCUGCCGUGAGCAGGCGGCGUUGGUUGCAGGGUGCCCUGCGGGAGAGGGAGGGGGGGAUUGUGAGAUCUUUAGAAACCCCUGACUCUGCCUUCUCCACAGCCAGGCCUGCCUGUCAGCCCCCAGCCGCCCGCCUUCUGCCUGGCUAGCGAGCAGCACUGCGGAGCAAGCUGCUGCAGGUUUGAGUGGUGCCCUGCGCCUUUCCGCGUGGAAGGAACGUGGGUUUCGGCUGCUCCCUGGCCAGCCAGAGGGCGGCCACCCUCGAAUGCCGGCAUGGCCUGGGUGCCACGUGCUCCAGUCAGAGGCAGCCCUGGUGUUCACCGAGCCUCGCAGUUGCAGUUUCCUGUCGCCCUGGCAGGUUAGAGCCGAUCGGGGUUCGAAUGGUUCUCGUCUGCCUGGGGUGGGGGGAGGGCAGAGCUGGGUCUGACUCAAACAUGAGUGCACACGGUUUGUGGAAGCAAUUUCCUUCGGCGGGAGGGGGGGACUUGUGGCGGUAAUCGAGUACAGGCGUUGGACCUCUGCUAUGGGUGGAAUAGGGAGAUUCUGCCCCUUGGAGGCAAUGCUGGGGAUGGGCAUUUUCUGGCUUAACCCCGCCCGGAGUUUGGGGCUGGCUGGGGUGGUUGCAUGACCGCUG